ACUGCAAAAUGCACAACCUACGAAGUGAAAUAAACAGAUAGAUAGAUUCACUCUCACUCUCAUUCUCAUUCUCAAUAAACAAAUGCAACCAUAAAAGGAAGAGAAGAGAACAACCACUCUUACACUCUGUCUAACCUGUUUUCUUAUGUUAUGUUCUUCUUAAUGUUCUGUUCAGACAUACAAAGAGAAAGAGAAAGAGAAAGAGAAAGCAUCUAAAUAAUGAUAAGGUUCCACCUAUUCUGAAAACAAAACAAUGAACCGAGUUCUUCUGUUUCCUUUGUCUCUUCCAUCAAACUAACAAACAAAUGACAAUGGAAGAAGUUUCUUUGCCAGGAACACUCCCUUUUGAUAGAGCUCUUGAACAGGCAAUUGUAUCUAUAAAGAAAGGUGCAUAUUUACUCAAGUGUGGUGGCAGAGGAAAGCCCAAACUCUGCCCUUUCAGACUUUCUCCGGAUGAGAGAAAUUUGAUAUGGUGCUCGGGGCAGCAGGAAAAGCAUUUGCGAUUAAGCGGAGUAACCAAAAUUGUUCAAGGAGAGGGAAAUAUAAGGUCUCAGAGACAAAACGAAACCGAAAAGGAGUGCCAUUCAUUUUCACUGAUCUAUGCUAAUGGUGAACACUCUCUUGAUCUGAUAUGCAAAGACAAAGCACAAGCUGCUACUUGGUUUGUUGGAUUGAAAGCUGUGAUUUCUAGGUGCCAGCAACCAAAAGCUUUUAGUAGUUUAAGAAGCUGCAAAGGAGUGCAGAGUUGUGUUAGUAGUCCCUCUGGAAUUUUACGGCGAAAGAAAAAUCUUGGUCUUCUAGAUGACACCUCUCAAUUUACUCAGGUACAUAGCGUGUGUGCAAGUCCUACUUUGUCACUUUCAGAACGGUGUUUUUCUGACGGCUUGUCAUAUAAAUCUGAAUUUUAUUCAUCAGUGUCGUCCCUCUCCAGCAUUCAUGGCAUGACAGACAAUUCAGUCCCAAGUUCUCCAUAUAUUAAUCCAGAUAUUCAUAGCAAUAUCAAAACAUCUCGUUUCGAAAAAGAGUACAAGAAGGAAUUGUCAUCAAAUAGAUCUAUCAUGCCUCCUGCCUCUGCACUAGUAGGAAACAAUGUAUUGAAGGAUGUCAUGGUAUGGGGUGGGGGAAUUGGUUGCCUUGUUGGGAUUGUGAAUGAAAGGUUUGUCCAAAAUAGUAUUUAUUCUUUAGUUCCAAAGUUACUAGAAUCCACCGCCAUGUUAGAUGUACAAAAUGUAGCUUUAGGAGGAAACCAUGCUGCAAUAGUUACGAAACAAGGGGAAGUUUACUGCUGGGGUCAAGGGAAGUGCGGAAGGUUAGGGCAAAGAAUUGAUAUGGAUAUUAGCUCCCCGAAAAUAGUUGAUACUCUUAGUGAUAUUCGUGUAAAAAACGUUGCUUGUGGCGAGUAUCAUACAUGUGCUUUGACGGAUUCUGGCGAAGUAUAUGCGUGGGGGAACGACGUUUCUUGUUCAGAUUUGGUUGAUGAAGGGAGAAUUAGAAGUCAGUGGUUAACACAUAAACUUUCUUUACCAGUAGAAGGUAUUAGUAUUUCCAGUAUUGCUUGUGGCGAAUGGCAUACUGCAAUUGUCUCUAGUUGCGGUCGGUUAUUUACGUAUGGAGAUGGUACAUUUGGAGUACUUGGACAUGGGAGUUAUCAUAGCUUUUCUAGUCCAAAAGAAGUUGAGUCUCUUAAGGGUCUAUGUGUGAGGUCUGUUGCUUGUGGAACAUGGCAUACGGCAGCAAUUAUUGAAAUCUCCGCCGAACGCUUUAAGUACAAUACUUCGACUGGUAAGCUGUUUACAUGGGGUGAUGCAGAUGAAGGGAGGCUUGGUCAUGCUGAUAAUGUAAACAAGCUUGUACCGACAUGUGUUUCACAGCUUGUUGACUAUGAUUUUGUUCAAGUAUCUUGUGGAAGAAUGAUGACUUUAGCACUUACUAACAUGGGAAAAGUUUUUGCAAUGGGAAGUGCAAAAUAUGGACAAUUGGGAAAUCCACAUGUUAAGGACAGAGCAGUUGUGGUUGAAGGAAUGCUUAAACAAGAAUAUGUUAAAAUGAUAUCUUGCGGUUCAUAUCACGUUGCUGUUUUGACAUCUUCAGGGAGUGUCUACACGUGGGGUAAAGGUGAAAAUGGAGAACUAGGGCUAGGCGAUACCGAAAACCGAUACACACCUUGUUUUGUUGAGGCUUUAAGAGAUAGGCAGGUAGAUACAAUAACAUGUGGUCCAAGUUUCACAGUUGCAAUAUGUUUGCACAAACCUAUUUCAAUUAGUGACCAAUCAAGUUGUAAUGGUUGUAGGUUACCGUUUGGCUUCACAAGGAAGAAACAUAACUGUUAUAAUUGUGGUCUUUUGUUUUGCCGCAGUUGUAGUAGCAAAAAAGUUAUGAAUGCGUCUCUAGCCCCGGUUAAGAGCAAGGCCUUUCGCGUUUGUGAUUCUUGCUUCAAUAGAAAGCAAGGAAGUAGUGAACAUCCAGCUAUGGACUCAUCAAAGUCUAGAAAUUAUAACAAUCAGCAGAUACAAAGGCAUCAUCAGAACAUGACUGGUGAUGUCACUGAAGAUAGAGGCGAAACAAAUGUGACAAAUGGUCCUAUGUUGUCUCUUAGUCAAACGUGUUACCGGAAAAACAUGCCUAGUGGAAGGAAGGUUUGGAAAAGCCAGCAGGAUUUAGAAGAUAGUUCUUCUAAGUUAGGUAAUGUGAUACAAUGUGGACAAGGACAAGUUCCAUAUUCAGCACAAUUUAGAAUCAAUUGUACAGAAAAUUCAGUUGUGCAUGAGACAGAAACAACAAAAUCUGAUAAGUUGCUCAUGGAAGAAGUUCAGAGGCUGAGAGCUGAGGCUAAGAGACUUGAAAAGCAAUGUGAGCUCAAAAACCAAGAAAUACAAGAGUGUCAACAAAAAGUCGAGGAGAGUUGGUCUGUUGCCAAAGACGAAGCUGCUAAGUGCAAAGCAGCAAAAGAGGUCAUAAAAGCUUUGGCAUUAAGGCUUCACACGAUCUCAGGAAAAGAUAAUCAUGGCCUAGAACAAAAGGCUGGGCUACAAGAACUUCUUCCAAAUUUGGCACCUAUACAUACUGAUACAAACAGUCCAAGAAAUGCCAACAUGGACAGUCUAUCAAAUUCCCCUAUAAUAUUCUCUAGUGCAUUAAAAUCCAAAUUCGGGAGAAGUAUUCUUCUUAAAAAGGACAAUAAUCUCACUAAAGCAGAAUCUCAACAAGAGAAUGCAUUGAAGGUUGAAUGGGUUGAACAAUAUGAGAAUGGUGUUUACAUUACAUUGACAAAGUCGCCGAGUGGAGAAAAAGGCCUUAAGCGUGUGCGAUUUAGCCGGAAGCGAUUUUCGCAGAAAGAAGCUGAAAGAUGGUGGGAAGAGAAUCAAACAAAAGUGCAUCAUAAAUAUGAAAUUGAAACUAGGUGAAAGUCUAAUUUAUUACUUGCCAUUCAUCUCUAGCAGUUUUCUUCACCAUAGUUCUUAGUGUAGGAGGUGAUACUGGGUUCAGGAUUUAGAUGAGAAGCUUAUACUGCAAGAAAGAUUAAAGUCUUUUUGUAUUUAAGCAUCCUUCAUUAAUUCAUGAAUAUUUUGGGACAUUCUGUCUUCUGUACAUUCACCAAUAACAGAGUGUCUCUUAAUUUUCUAUAUGCCAUUUUAAUAUUAUAGCAAGGUUGUUCACUUUUA
Medicago truncatula (barrel medic) is the source of this 3662-nucleotide messenger RNA. RefSeq names its product PH, RCC1 and FYVE domains-containing protein 1. The transcript is spliced from 9 exons. NCBI's taxonomy places the organism in Eukaryota, Viridiplantae, Streptophyta, Magnoliopsida, Fabales, Fabaceae. The record is from RefSeq and is a predicted model, not a curated record. The coding region runs from base 306 to 3404 and encodes 1032 amino acids. Gene Ontology annotation, molecular function: metal ion binding.